CGUGACGUCACUUGACAACACGACAAACUCAGGCUCACGUCGCCCCAAGCUCUGACAGAAAGACACCACGGCUCUAAUAUCUGUUAGCUACUCGUACUGCAAGAUUUGACAGUGAGGAUGGCUGGCGACAAGUACACAGUGCUGCUGCCCACCUACAACGAGAAGGACAACCUGCCGAUCAUUGUCUGGCUGCUCUGCAAAUACUUUGAUGAGAGUGGCUAUGUAUAUGAGAUUAUUGUCAUAGAUGAUGGUUCACCUGAUGGGACCCUGGAAGUGGCUAAGAAACUGCAAGACAUAUAUGGAGAGGAGAAAAUAGUUCUGCGACCAAGAGCAAAGAAGCUGGGCCUUGGCACAGCUUACAUCCAUGGCAUCAAGCAUGCAACGGGCAACUUUGUUUUCAUUAUGGAUGCAGACUUGUCCCACCAUCCCAAAUUCAUCCCAGAUUUCAUUAAGAAGCAGAAAGAAGGUGACUUUGAUGUUGUGAGUGGGACACGCUAUCGAGGUGAUGGAGGGGUUUAUGGCUGGGAUCUGAAGCGCAAAAUCAUUAGCCGAGGAGCCAACUAUGUUACACAGAUCUUGCUCAGACCUGGUGCCUCAGACCUCACUGGAUCCUUCAGGCUGUACCGCAAAGAGGUGCUCCAAAAGCUGGUAGAGUCGUGUGUCAGCAAGGGAUAUGUCUUCCAGAUGGAGAUGAUCAUCCGAGCUCGCCAGUUCAAUUACACCAUUGGCGAGGUUCCCAUCAGCUUUGUAGAUCGAGUAUAUGGAGAGAGCAAGCUUGGUGGUGCUGAGAUUGUGGGCUUUGUGAAGGGCCUUCUCUACCUCUUUGCCACAACUUAGGGAAGGCAAGACAAAUACUGCAGUCUUCCUUUUCACUUGAAUGAACAAUAGUGUGUUUGUCAUUAUUUAUUGGUCAAGCUGUUGAGUCUCUUAUACGUUAUCUUAUACAGCUUGUGGGCCAGUGCUAGGGGUGAUUAAUCUGGUGACUUAUUGAGAGGAGAAUGUAUUGUUAUUGCCAUUAUUUGCUUUGUAGCUUUGUAUUUGUUUAUCAUUAGUGUAAGUGGAAGUACCAAGGGCAGUACAGGCUCAACAUUCAUUUGAACAUCCAACCAAGUGUUAAUAUGUAUAUAUUGAUUAACUUUUGUCUUUAUAUACCUUCAAAUGAGCAGGCAGUGUGAAAACAAUAUACCUGCUUCAUGAGAGUGAGUAAUGUUCUUUGUAUGUGCUAUUUAUUCACUUACAGUAUGAGGAAGAAGGGUUGUUAUUGUCUUUUCUGUUGUAGUUGUGUGGAUUUUAUAUUUAUUGGUUGUUGGUUGCUUUGUGUUGUGAAUGAUUGGAAUGGGUGAUUUCUUCUGUAUGGUGAGACUUGCUUGCAUCAUCUACUUAAUGCAAAUCUUGGGUAUCAAUUUCUUUUAAUCUUCACCUUCACCCUGAGAAACCAAACCCUUUAUAUAUGACCAUUAAAGUGCCUUUGUGUGUGUGUAUGUAUGUGUGUGUGUGUGUGUGUGUGUGUGUGUGUGUGUGUGUGUGUGUGUACUGUCAAUAGCUAUUCAAGUGUUGAAUACCAUGUAAACCUGUCUGUAUUCACUUCCUCUUGGCCAUUGGAAGAAAGUGUUGGUUCUUUUUAUUGACUUUAACAUUGACCUUCAUGUUAUAUGUCAUUUUGUAGUAAAGUUCCAUGUAAAACUAGUGAUUUCUACCAUCUCGACAAACACAUAUCAUUGUGUUUACUGCUAAGUAGAUUUUCUUCAGUGUACUCUUAUGAUGUGUCAGGGAAUAGCAGAUUAUAUUAGAAUUGCAUAGAAAUGCAUACGUGACUGUGAUGCUGCAGGAUGUUGUGUAGGUCUGCAGUGCUGGUGUAUAAAGUGUUAUGUGCAGUUGUUAUAUAGUUGAUAUUCCUCAUUGUGAUACUGACAACACAAAUCUAAUAAUGUGCACAUUGAACACAUCAAUAUCAACUGUACAUUGAACAUACUGUUAUCUCUUUGUUGCCUGUAUUUGAAAUUUAGAAUUAUAGAACUUACUUUUUGUUAAGCAUGGGACAACACAAUAUAAUUGAUAUUGAACAUGCUUAGUGAACAAAGAAAUGAAUGUGAGAAUUUGCAAAGAUCUGAAAUGCAUCUGGAGCUGUGGGACAGACAAAGUGCUCUGUUCUCCAUUUUGACCAUGGCUAUCAUUUUGGGCUGAUAAGUGAGAUGAAGAGUGUCCUAUUUGUAGGUGCUCUGUCAUAUGACCCAAGCAAGUAAAAUUUUCCUUCUUCAAAAAAUAUUAUGUAUCAUUAUCAAUGUCAUUUAAGAAAGAUCAAUGAAAGUAUGACUUAUGUGGCAUCCUUGUGUGUAACAACUGUAUCCUUUCUCUUGGCUUUUGGUGAUGUGUGUAUGUGCUGGUUUAAGGUUCAUUACCACAAACUAUUGAGUGUCAGUAAAGUAAGGGAGUAUGUUGAAACAUUGAUAUAUCAAACUAAAGAUGCAAAUGUCAGAUAUCAUAAAUGAUAAACAUUUUGAACACUUCUUAUAUUUUAUGAACUCUUACGAGUUAUAAGAGGCAACCUGAGUUCACUAAAAGAUUAAAAUUGUCACUCUAAUGACCAUUGAAUAAAGGAAGUUUCCAGUUAUAACAAGUUAGCAUUCCCCAAACUUGAUAUGAUGUGAAGGGUUUUCAUCAAGAAUCUUAUUGCAGUCUGCCUUAGCAGCUGUAGGAAGGAUUUGUAUUCCACAUAAAAUCUGUUAAGUUUUAUAUGAUAUUUUUUGUACCAGUUUUGUAGCCAGAAAAUUGGAGAAUAAAUUAUUCUUAAUCAUGAA
Molecule: messenger RNA, 2798 nt
Organism: Portunus trituberculatus (swimming crab)
Lineage: Eukaryota; Metazoa; Arthropoda; Malacostraca; Decapoda; Portunidae
Gene: Dpm1
Product: dolichol-phosphate mannosyltransferase subunit 1-like
Exons: 7
Coding region: 118-837 (239 amino acids)
Biological process (GO): GPI anchor biosynthetic process; protein O-linked glycosylation via mannose
Cellular component (GO): endoplasmic reticulum membrane
Molecular function (GO): dolichyl-phosphate beta-D-mannosyltransferase activity
Source: RefSeq, a predicted model, not a curated record